Messenger RNA from Trichoderma aggressivum f. europaeum, 816 nucleotides. RefSeq lists its product as uncharacterized. The coding region runs from base 1 to 816 and encodes 271 amino acids. The transcript has 2 exons. The record is from RefSeq and is a predicted model, not a curated record. NCBI's taxonomy places the organism in Eukaryota, Fungi, Ascomycota, Sordariomycetes, Hypocreales, Hypocreaceae.
AUGGAAAACCAUCAGCACGGAAGAGAGGCCAUGGCAGCCGCCAACCGCGAGUUCUGGAACACUCACGGAAACAAGAUAUUUGGCUCGCAAUGGACGCUGAACCUCGCCAAGAAGAUCGGUGAUGCCCUCGCCAGUAAUGUCGAGUGGAUGGGCAUUCGUCGUCGAUCCGACAGUGGCCCUCCGGUGAAGCUUCUCGACUAUGCUUGUGGCUACGGUAUGGUGUCGAGCGCGCUUCUGGGACAAUUUGACGUCAUUAAAGGGAUCGACAUCUCCGAUGCUAGUGUGGCAGCCUACAACGAGAUGGCUCAGCAAUCGGGUGUUCCCCCUGGCGUCAUGGUUGCCGUCCAGGGCUCCAUACCCUCCAUAUCGACGAACCCCGUGCUGGCCACGGAAGAGUUUUUCGACUUCGAUGCAAUCGCAAUAAGCAUGGCCCUUCACCACAUGGAUGACCGUGCCGGCGUUAUAUCCGGCCUCUACGAGCGACUGCGCAGCGGUGGUGUCUUGGUCGUCGUUGACCUGGCACCAGAGGCUGACGCCCACGAUCAUUCCCACGACCACUCUCAUAGCCACACUGGCUGUACUUCGGGUGGCCAUUCCCAUGGCACAGUUUCGUCUCAGCCCACAAUCUCUAAACAUGGGGGAUUUGAGCCUGAAGACAUGAAGGCUCUUCUGACCGAAGCCGGUUUCACCCCUGAAAGCUUUGACUACAAGUUAUACCCCGAGACCACGCCGCAUGUGUCCAAUGUCCCGCAGCAUGGUACUUGCCAGACACCCAAAUUGAAACCAUUCUUCAUUGCCAAGGGGGUGAAGCAAUAG